ACAUACACUGAGUCGUCUGUUUUACUCUUUGCUCUACAUUUAUGUAAUAGCCUGCCAGAAAAAAAUGAAGUCUCGAGAGACUUCCUUCUUUUGUUUUAAGGAAAUGAAACAGACUGAACUUUCUAAUGCGAGAGCCUUUCCCCCACCUCCUCUGAAACUCCCACAGCUGGUAAAUCCCCGCUGCAAAGGUUGGACACGUCAUAGAAGAAACGAGGCUGGGACGCCCCCGCUCUCCGCCCCCACCCUCCUCUCACUGUAUAAAGGUGGAGGCUGAUGGAUGAGAAUCCACAUCAGAUCUCCAGAGCCAAAGUGACCUUCUCCAAACUUGUGACCCUGUCAGGAUGGCUGCUGCUCGUUUCUGUCUGCCUGUGCUGGUCCUCGUGCUGGCUGCGCUGGCUCUGACUCACGGUAUGAGGGGGGCCGGCCCAAAGAAAUGCUGCUUCCGCUUUAAUGACAUUCCCAUUGAAAAAGAGAAAGUGGUCGAUUAUGUGAAGACCAGCCAGCGUUGCUCCAGGCCUGCUGUCCUGCUGAAGACAGUGGCCGGUCGUCAGCUGUGCGUCAGACCCUCGGCCCCCUGGGUAAAGGAGAUCAUCAGCUACCUGAGUGCUGAGGGACAGUCCUCCAGUAUGUAAGGAUGGAGGCCCCCCAAUGCCCGCUGGACAGUCAGCAGCACCGCCUUUAUUACAGCUCAGUUUGAGGAUUUUUGGUUUUCUUUGAUUUUCUGAGAACAUUUUCUUUAUUCAACACUUUGACCGGCAACACUGUGAAGCGCUGUAAUCUGACCCAGAGGACACCCCCUCCCAUGAAGAAGAAUGACAGGGGCGACUCUUCAUCAACAGAGAAUAAGCUAUGAGCUCCAGAACAUUCUGACCUACAAAUGUUUUUAUUUUUCUGCAUAUUUGAAGUAAUUAUUUUAACAUAUAUGAAUUAUUCAGAAAUCAAUUAAUGUUUUUUUAUGAGUAUAAUUUUGUUUUUUACAUUUCUGACAUGUUUUUGAACUUUUGUCUCUGCAAACUUUGGAAAAAAAGCAUAAAAGUCUUAUAACAAUAAAACUAUUGGACCAAAUGGA
Molecule: messenger RNA, 1069 nt
Organism: Oryzias melastigma (Indian medaka)
Lineage: Eukaryota; Metazoa; Chordata; Actinopteri; Beloniformes; Adrianichthyidae
Product: monocyte chemotactic protein 1B
Exons: 3
Coding region: 342-632 (96 amino acids)
Biological process (GO): inflammatory response; G protein-coupled receptor signaling pathway; monocyte chemotaxis
Cellular component (GO): extracellular region
Molecular function (GO): chemokine activity; CCR chemokine receptor binding
Source: RefSeq, a predicted model, not a curated record